Molecule: messenger RNA, 1140 nt
Organism: Caenorhabditis remanei
Lineage: Eukaryota; Metazoa; Nematoda; Chromadorea; Rhabditida; Rhabditidae
Exons: 4
Coding region: 1-1140 (379 amino acids)
Source: RefSeq, a predicted model, not a curated record
AUGUCGAAACCAACAACUCCCGGAGAUCAACCAAAAGUCGAAGAAUUGGAUUUUUAUCAACUGCUUGGUGUAGAAAAAUCGGCUUCCGAAGCUGAAAUCAAGACAGCCUACCGUAAAUUGGCUCUGAAAUACCAUCCGGAUCGUAAUCCAAAUGACACACACGCCCAAGAGGAAUUCAAAAAAGUCUCGAUUGCCUACUCGGUCCUCUCCGAUCCCAACAAACGACGACAGUACGACGUGAGCGGUCCGUCGGAGAAUCAGCUCGAUUUCGAAGGAUUCGAUGUGUCUGAAAUGGGCGGAGUCGGACGAGUGUUCGGGGCACUUUUCAGCAAACUUGGAGUGCCGAUACCGACGCAGAUUGUGCCGAAAGUGUUGGCGCAGGCACGGCAAAUCUGUCUCGGACAGGAGUGUGAUGUUCAUGCGAAAGUGUUGGCGCCUGGGGAGACUGUGACGUCGUCUGUUGGAAAGCAGCACGCACACUUCUAUGAGAUCGAUAUGCUCGAAGACUUCCGUAAAAACGGAGUGGCGAUAAUCUGCAAAAGUUCGUCGUCCAAAUUCAAAUUGGUCCUUUUCGAUAAAGAAGGAGGCGUCCGAAUGAUACAAGAAUCUGGAAAACGUGGAAAAGCUGGAACACAAGCGGACAUGUUCUUCGUGCCGUACACUGUGGCAAAUAUUCAGGAAUUCAAUCCGAUGAAAUAUCAUUUGGAGGAUAAGGAGACACCGAUAGCAUUCCACUAUUUGGAUUCAUUCGAAAUGCAAACGGCGACACUUUUGGAGACCCGGAAGCAUUAUAUCGCAGUGUACGGAGAUAAUUGGAUAAGUGACGUCAAGUACUCCAUCACGUUCUUGCCAGUGUCUUCUGGAGCCACGGAGCAACUUGUGGAGAUUCAGAAUACGGAGAAGUCGAUUUCGAUUAUCAAGAAAGAGAUGUUGGAUUUCCAGAGAGAGUUCACUGAGGCCAAGAGGAAAUAUGAUGAGGCGGUGGCGAAGUUGAAGGUUCAAGACGAGACGAUUCUGAAGGCACUCGGCACACGUGAAGAUCUCUACAAUGACGUUGUCCGGCAAUCCCUGGAACCAUACAAUAAGAAGGUUUCACCCUCGAAAACUUCUGGAGGAUUCCUUGGAGGAUGGUUCAAAUAA